AUGGCUGAAGCCGAGAAUUUCGAGGAAGAUCUCUUCGCUGACCUGUACACCGAAGAUGAUAACGCCGCAAAUCCAGUAGUGGAAGUACCCGAACCUGCUUCCCAACGUUCGGCCCCUGCUCCAGAACCAAAAGCUGAAAUAACAGCUGAGCAAGAUGUUGAGCAAAAUCCACAAAACGGGGAUGGAGAUGGAGAUCAACAAAUGUAUAAUGGCGAACAAGAUAUGGAUGACGAAAUAGAUUUCAAUUUGGGAAGUGGGAAUGGGAACGGCAAUGGUUACGAUGCACCAUCCAUUAAAGAUGAAGCACAUGGAACAGGUAUCAAGGAAGAUGGGCAACAAUUCUGGAGCUGGGGUCAGGAAAGGGAUCAAAUGAGCAGAGAUGGGCGAAUUGAAUGGGAGCUUCUGGGGGUUCAAGUUACUAUAUUAAGGGGUCUUGAGAGCAUGAUCCAUCCUGCUUUGGCAUUGGACAUGCACUUUAGAUUGGGUUCGCAACUGCGGGAGGGUAGAGAGGAAAAUGGCGUUGGAACAAGCUCAGAGUCAUUUGCUCCGACGCCAGUACCUAGCAUCACGAUAGCAAAAGACACGAUUGUUUUUGGAUAUCUUAUGGUGCCAUCUGUUCUAUCGUUAUUGCAUGAUUCGCAGGCAAUUGCUGAGAUGGUUUUGCUCGGGGGUAAAAUGUUCAUUGGUGGAUUGAAUUGGGAGACUACAGAUCAAUCAUUGAAGGAGUACUUUUCACAAUAUGGUGAAGUACUUGAAUGCACCGUUAUGAGAGAUGGUGCAUCCGGUCGAUCGCGAGGAUUCGGAUUCCUGACAUUCAAAGAUGCCCGGACUGUAAAUAUUGUCAUGGUUAAGGAACAUUACCUUGACGGCAAAAUCGUAAGACCCGAUCUCAAAACUUUUAAUAAUUCUAUACGCUCUUAUCCCUCCAAAUUCCAUUCUUUAGUUUCAAAAAACACUAGCUCACAGUCAACUUUCAAGAUCGAUCCCAAACGAGCUAUUCCGAGAGAUGAGCAAGAACGUACAAGCAAGAUCUUCGUUGGUGGCGUCAGUCAAGAUGCUACCGAACAGGAUUUCAAAGAGUAUUUCAUGCAAUUUGGACGAGUCGUCGAUGCCACUCUGAUGAUGGACAAAGACACUGGUAGACCACGAGGAUUUGGAUUCGUCACAUUCGAUAGUGAAGCCGCUGUUGAAGCAUGCCUAGAGUCUCCACUCGAAAUUCAUGGAAAACCAAUCGAGGUCAAGAAAGCCCAGCCUCGGGGCAACAUACGAGAAGAAGAAGAAGUCAGAGGGGGUCCACGAGGUAGUCGAUUUAAGAAAGGAGGAAACUUCAACGACGAGUCACAAAAUCCUAAUCAACAGCAACAAGGCGGUCAAAUGAAUGCUCCCGGUGGCAUGACUCCUCAAUUAAUGGCCCAAUACUGGCAGCGCAUGCAACAGUAUUUCGCAUUAAUGCAACAACAAAUGGCCAUGGGUGGAGGUCGAGGACAAAUGCCCGGCGGAAUGCCCGGUGGUAUGAACCCUGCUAUGAUGGCUCAAAUGGCUCAGAUGCAGCAAAUGCAACAAAUGCAGCAGCAAAUGCAAGGUGGAGGCGGGGCCGGCGCACGCAGUCAAAGCCCUCAAAGCCCAUCGGUUGGAAUGGCAGCAAUGGCAGGCAUGAAUCCAGCUAUGAUGCAACAAAUGCAGCAGAUGCAACAAAUGCAAAUGCAACAAGCAAUGGGUGGACAAGGAAAUAACUAUGUAGCUGGAGGUAAUACUAACCCUGGUGGUGGAAUGGGUACGCCCGGUUACAAUGCAUAUGAGCAGGGGAUGUUCGAGCAACAGAAAUAUGAACAACAACAGAUGAGACGUGCUCAACGCGAACAAUCGCAAUACAGCGGCGGUGGUGGUGGUGGUGGAUAUGGAAUGGGUGCGGGUGGACCGACUUCUUGGGAGGGCAUGUAUGAUGAUGUUCCUCAGCCCGGUACAGGCAGCAGUGGUGGUGGCGGACGAGGUGGAUUUGGUGGUGGUAGAGGGGGUCGUGGGGGUGGAGGUGGAGGAAGUGACAGAGGAUCUGCUCCACCAGCGAUUGCAGCGAAUGCGCCUGCGGGUGCUCCAACGGGUCCAAAGAAUGCGGGGAAACCUGGUGCGAAUUAUAGGGGAGGUGGAAGAGGUGGCAGCAGAGGCUUCCAUCCUUAUGCUAGGGGAUGA
Messenger RNA from Sclerotinia borealis F-4128, 2187 nucleotides. Lineage: Eukaryota; Fungi; Ascomycota; Leotiomycetes; Helotiales; Sclerotiniaceae. The record is from the annotation of a GenBank genome assembly.